AUAGUAUAUUAAGGAUUAAAGAUGAAAGUUAACGGGUGUUUUCUCUUUCAUUUCCCGAAACAAAUAAGUAGUGCGAUGAUUGCAGUAGAUUGAAGUUGUACGUCUUUCGAUUCUUAUCAAAUAUUAGUCGUCGUCACAGGGCAGGUCUGUGACGAUGAGACAUAAGAAGUUGAAAAGCAGGUUUUGGUACAAACCCAAGGCGUUGUUCGAUCCCUGGAUGAGGAAAGUCGACGACCGCAUUCUAUCAGGUUGGAUUAGGAUGAAUCACUUUGGGAAAUUCGAUGAUUUUGUUCAAAAAAACAUGAACUUGGAUUGGAACACAAAACGUGCUGCCCUGGAUGCUUCACCAUACGUUGUUGCUCUUACAUCAUACACUGGUCCCCAACGGCUAUUUAUAUGUUCAGGGACUAUUGUUAACUCUUAUGGUGCCAAUGGUCAUUUUUUUGCUACCAUCUUGACUUCCGCCACCCUCCUUAGAUGUCCAACAACAGAAGAUAGUAUGGCCGAUGAUAUAAAGGUGGAUGUCUACUUGUUUGAUCGUAGUGUGUGUGAGGGUGAAAUAUUGGGUUAUGACUUCCAUCAUAAUGUUGCUGCCAUCCGUAUCAAGUCUGAUGUUCAGUUGCAAACUGCUGUUAUCGGAAAUCUUGAUGAUAAUAUGGAGUGCCAUGCCCGCUUUGGUGAUACGUCAUUUCAUCUUGGCCGCUAUCGUGAUACACCAACAUGCCAGCGAUUAAUUAAGCUCUGUCCAGGAAUGGCUGUUAUUGCAUUGGGUCGAUAUUUUGAUGACCCCUACCACAUUAUGGCAGCCCCUGGCGAGCUUAUGGCGGAGGACUCUAAGUUAGAUUGUGGAGAGCUUGUUAUUGCAUGUAGUGAAAUCACCAAGAAUGGUAUUGGAGGACCACUUAUUAAUUACAGUGGAUGCGUCAUUGGACUGAACUUCUACAGCGAGGCUCGUACUCCUUUUUUACCCAUCAAUAUUGCCUUAAAAUGCUUGGAGCACUUGCUAAAUUAUAGGGAAGUCCCUCGACCAUGGAUUGGACUUGAGCUAUCUGACUUGGACAUAAUUGAGCUUGGUGAGUUGGAAAAGUUAAUCCAUAGCUCUCCUGAUACCCUAAGUGGUGUUUUAGUUAGAAAGGUGGAACUGAGAUCUCCUGCUUCUGAUGCCGGAAUAUGCACCGAAGAUUUGAUAAUUCAGAUUGAUGGAAAGCAUGUUGGAAGUCCCUUGGAGUUUACUAGUGUACUAUUGGACAAGGCCAAGGAGCCCAGAGAAGUGAUUGUUAAGAGAGCCGGUAGCAUUACACCUUUAAAGCUCACUGUACUUCCUCAGAGUGCUGGAAAAUUGAACCGAUGGCCUAUACCAAAGGAACUCAGAAGCAAUCUUUUUUAUUGAAGAAGGUAAAUUAGCCCACCCAAAUUGGCACCAAAGAGAAUCGAACCUCAGACCUAAGAGGAGCACACUCUCAGGUCCCAAGCCAAUACCAAUGCACCAACCCAAGUGGGUUAAUUCAGAAGCAAUCUGCCUUGUAUCCAUGCGAUAUGUUGGCUCCUCAACAAGCUAAUUCUUCUCUCAUAGAUUCUGUAAUUUAAAAUGCUACUAUUUAAUGAGCAAUAUCUUUAACUUAAAGUAGGUACAUGUUAUCUAUGUUAAAUCUGAACUUAACAGUUUAACUUAAGGGUCUGUUUGGUGCGCAGGAUAGCAUAGUAACAGGAUAGGAUAUAAAACAGGAUAAGGAUAGGAUAACAGCAGGAUAACAAACAUGAUAACUAUUAUAUUUUGUUUUUAAUACAUACUUGCUCAUAAUAAUAUGAUAAGAUAUAUAACAUAUUUAAUUGACAAAA
This is a messenger RNA of Trifolium pratense (red clover), 1839 nucleotides long. Its product is annotated as serine protease Do-like HtrB. The coding region runs from base 155 to 1390 and encodes 411 amino acids. The record is from RefSeq and is a predicted model, not a curated record. NCBI's taxonomy places the organism in Eukaryota, Viridiplantae, Streptophyta, Magnoliopsida, Fabales, Fabaceae. The transcript has 10 exons. Gene Ontology annotation, molecular function: protein binding.